AUGCAGGCCAUAUUAAGCAACCUCACUGGAGCCUCAUCGUAUGGUUCUUUCGGCAACUUUGGCAUCCGCCAGAACGCCAAUGAGUCUAAGCCUGAUGGCAAGCCUGCGACGCCGGGGCACGCAGGGCAGGUCGUAAUCCCUGCGGCGUCAUCCAGGCCAUCGACUUCUGCAGCCCAGAGCGUCACAGGAUCCGGGCAUGGAGGGUCACGAACAGAGCCUCCCAAGCGGAUCUACACUGUCGAUGGUCUCCAAAUCUCGACGCCGUCACUCGAUGACAUUGCAGCAGGGUAUUCUACCCGCCGCAACAAGAUUCUGCUGCAGGGUGACCCGCAGGUGAUCCACAAGCAGCGCGUCGAGACUGCGAUCCGCGUCAUCAUUGACAUGCUCCGCCAGAUCCCCCCUUCGCCAUCCGUCCCCAACCCUCACGCAACCCUUGCCACGCUCAUCCCUCGUGACCCCACGGGCAAUAGCCUCUACACGUUCGAAAGGUUGGCCAACUUCCGCGGCCUCCGAUUACAAGCGGGUACGACGACUAAGACGAGCUCGAAGAAGCAGCUCGCACAAGGCGCGAUCCCAAUACAGCAGCUCGCAUAUGUCGAGACGGCUGUCUACAUGAGCGGGGAGAACGGCAAGCGUGUUUACGCGUGCAAGCGCUGUCGCGCGCGCGAGGAGCGUCGGCGACAGAACAAGGACGCUGCCAGGAAGAAGCAGAUUGUCCCGGACUCGGACGCUGUGGCUCCCAACGCCCCACGGCCUUCCCUCCAUCCACCAACCGAGGACUACAUCACGGGGGAGAACGCGGUCCAAUACGAUCCCCACCGUAUUGGGCAGGUGGUGGAGGAGCCGCCUUGGGACCCGACGAUACCAGAUUGGCGCCACGAGAUCGUUUUGUUCAACUCGCCGCCUGACGUCGCUGUCAAAGACGGUUCGGCUUUCUGGCUCCCAUUCCGCGUCAUCUGCUACUGCAAGUGCCACGGCGAGAAGGUCGGCUUCCGGAUCAAGUUCACUAUUCGCACAUUUGACGGGCGCAUCAUUGCCUCUGAGAUGACUCAUCCUAUCAAGAUUACCGACGACCACAAGACGGAUGCCAAAUCAAAACCUCGCGUGGACCGCUUCGCCGCAGCUGGCGGGCCUCAACCUACUCGCUCAAGAAAGGGCCGGAUGAGCACUGCGUCGUCCCAGCGCGUCUCUCCUGCCCCGUCCGAGAGUGAGAUGAGCGUCACCUCCGAGGUCGGCGCAGUGACGCAGAAGCAGACGCCGCAGGCGCGCCAAGGAAAGCCCUACGAGCGCCCUCCGUCUCAGUCGCCGGCUGUGCAGACCUCUGCGCUGCCGUUCGACUUCUUGAACCAGGCUGAGAACCAACGCCCACGACUUUCCCGACAGGUAUCAUCCUCGUCAUAUGUUUCACAACCUGACAUCACGAACUGGACGCCGGAUGCCGUGCAGCAGUCGACGGUCAGCCCCGACGCCCUCCGUCGGCCCAACUUCGCGGGCAUGACACCCAUGACCAACAUCAAUACCAUGUCGAACCCAUCUUCGCAUGCGCCGAGCCCUAAUCCGGCUCUCAACGGGAUAGGCGGUGGUCUUGGGGUCCACGGAAUGGGCUCGAACGACAUGUUCAACCACGACCUGAACGUGCCUCACCAGGGCCUUGAUCUCUCCGCGCUUGGCGCGGCGCAGAAUCCACUGUUUGCAAACCAGCAGCAACCCGUACCUCAGCACGACGUUGACAUGGCGAACGUAGCGACCGAGUUGGAGAACAUGUUGAUGUUUAGCGGUGGCUCCAGUCACGCGUCCGUCACAUCGAGCAGCUACCGCGACGACCACUCUUCCGUCUUCUCCGGCUUCAAUAACCAAGGGAGCAUGUUCAGUGACAGCGGCCUCCCGCCCGAGAACACGUCGUUGGACGACAUGAUCGACUACUCUGGCGGCGAGAGCUCCAGCGCCAUCAGUCCUAUGCACGGCCUCAACCUCUCUCCUACUGUCGGCAUGGGUAGCCUCGACCUUGGUCAUUCACCUUUCCCUCAGACUGGAUCGCUUCCGCGCGUCAACAACAACAACCCCAACGAUCACGAGGCUCAGACCAGAGCUUUACUGGCUCUUCUCGCGCAACAGCAACAUCAGCACCAAGUGCCGCAACAGCCUGUCCCCGUCGUGUCGCACGUAAUCCCUGCAGAGGGAGACAUGGCGGGUGGCACUCCAGUGGCGAUUGCUGGGCGUUUGUUCCAGCCAGACACAGUCAUCGUCUUCGGUGGCAGACCCGCUAUCACGACGUACGUCACCGACUCGUUCCUGCAGUGCACGCUCCCCCCGAGUCCGAGUCCUGGCGACGUAGAGGUGACUGUUCAAGGCCACAUGAAGGACCCCACAGUUCCUGCAAUGUUGUUCAGGUACACUGGCAUGGACAAGGAAAUGAUGCGACUCAUGCUCGAGGUGCGUCAGCGCCACGGUGCUGCGGAUCCUGCAGUGCGGCUCGUUGAUCACCUCGCUCGUUCCAAUCAAAACAGCGAUAUCAGUGAUCGGUCAAGCAUGAGCCCCGCAGGCAAGCAAUCGCCUUUCGACGCUUUGGAUGUGGUGCCCACGGACCAAGCUACGAUUGGCAGUGACGAAGAGGAGUCGAAUGAGGCACCAACGUCACUGGCGGAACCAAAAGACCUCCAGACCACCCUUGUUACGUUCCUGGAGUCGUUUGGAACGUCUCUUGGGUCACUCCAGACGUCGGGUGUGGUCAACCUUCCCAACAAGCAAAGGCAUACCUUGCUCCACCUCUCGACCGUCAUGGGCUUCCCGCGCCUUCUGAAACGUCUUAUUGUGGCUGGCGCAGAGUUGGACCUGCAGGACGUCAAUGGGUUCACGCCGCUUGCGCUUGCAGCUCUGUGUGGCCAGACGGCGUGUGCCCGGAUCCUCCUCGAAUCUGGCGCAGCAUACGAUGUCCCCACCGUCUUUGGCGAGAUGCCGCUCGACCUUGCCAAGGUAGACGACGAGAACGAGGUCGAGGGUCUCCUACUCGCAGCAGUGUGGUCUACAAACCCCGACGCCCCCGUCAUCGAGUCCGACUACGAGUUGUCUCCAGAGUCUGAGUCCGACCACAGCGAGAUCGACAACGACAACCCGAGCUCGUCCGAAUCCGAGUCCGACGAGGAGGCUAUUGAGCUGGAGAGCGUUUCCAACGCAAGCAGAGCCCUCCGCUCUCGGCGCUCGACUCGUCGCAAGGGCAAACAGCGCUCGCUUGAUGCGCGUCGGGAGAUUCCGCCCAACAGGUCGCGCCGUACGUCGCCUAACGAGUCGCCCAACAACUCGGCAUUCCAAUCGGUGCCUCGCGAUGAUCCUCCUCCGUACACGCCGCCUGAGGCUGGUUCCUGGAUGUCUAGGACGCUGUCCAACAUUUCGCACCCGAUAAGCGACACAAUAAACGGGGCUCUCCCCACAUUCUUAGGCAAUUGGGAGAAGCACCAGCAGGAACACCCCGGUACCAACUGGGUUGCCUUCCCUGCCCCAUCGUGGGAAAGCUUACAGAAGCUUACGAGUCCGGAGGAGGUCAAGCUCUUCACCCAAGCUAUGGCGGCGGCGGCGUUCAACGCUGUGGUGCAGUCUGGAGCGACGACAUCGCAUCUGCAGGACGCGACGACUGCGCCCUCUCCGGGCAAGGUCAAGCAGCGCCGCAAGCGCCGCGCGAGCGAGGACUCGAGGUCGUCAGGACAGCUGAGCAACAGCGUUGUCGAACAGGUCAAGCAGGACCGCAUGCUGUACCUGUUCUGGCUCCCUGUGCUGCUCUUCGUUGGAUUCUGGCUGCUGGUGACGGCGCUGCCCAUAGCCACCGGUUUCUGCUUGAUAUACGCCCGCCAGAUUGGCCGUGCUAUCAAGCAGCGCUUGUAA
Molecule: messenger RNA, 3876 nt
Organism: Cutaneotrichosporon cavernicola
Lineage: Eukaryota; Fungi; Basidiomycota; Tremellomycetes; Trichosporonales; Trichosporonaceae
Gene: SPT23
Exons: 5
Coding region: 1-3876 (1291 amino acids)
Biological process (GO): regulation of transcription by RNA polymerase II
Cellular component (GO): nucleus
Molecular function (GO): double-stranded DNA binding; protein binding; transcription coregulator activity
Source: RefSeq, a predicted model, not a curated record